Molecule: messenger RNA, 3259 nt
Organism: Vitrella brassicaformis
Lineage: Eukaryota; Vitrellaceae
Source: the annotation of a GenBank genome assembly
CGACCCCACCUUCGCCUUUCUCCUUGCAAGUCUCAUUAUGGCGGCCGCGGCGGCAGCUGAGCCUUUAAGUCACGUGUCUGAGUUCGAUGAGUCGAUGCAGUGGAUGGACACCAUCUGGCGGAGAAGCGGCAAGCGGCUGCACUUCUACGAACCCGCACUGCGGUCCUCCUUCUGGCUCACAAGGAUUGUAAGCUCACGCAUUCAUUCAGUGCAGGCAGACCCACCACAGUCAAAUGGGGACGCCUGUGCGUGCAGAUAUUCCUCCGUGCUCUCGGCUUCAUAUACCUCGUCGCCUUUAUGGUUGCAGCCUUUCAAAACGUGGGGCUGAUCGGUCGCCGCGGCCUCACGCCCUUUCACUACCAAGUCGACCGCCUAUAUCAACAAUGGGAGGGCGAGAACGCAUCCUUCUGGGAGCGAUACUCACAGCUGCCCAGCCUGUUUGUGUUCUUGCCGGCAUCCGACUUCUGGCUGCAAGCCAUGGCGUGGCUGGGGAUCGUCUUGAGUGUCCUGGUGCUGGUUAUGGGUGCCGGUGCAGGGCUGAUUCUGCUGGUGCUGUGGAUCCUCUAUGCGUCCAUCAGACACGUCGGGCAGCUUUGGUAUGGCUUUGGAUGGGAGUCUCAACUUUUGGAGACGGGCUUCCUCGCAAGUGAGAAUCCGAACAUGGCCUUACAAAGGACGGGAUAUGUGGUGCCUUCCUGUGUAAUUUGCAUGCAGUAUUUCUCACCCCCUUUUGGACAUUCAAGGAGCUCCCAAGCAGCUGGCCCCCACCGAUGGUGUGCGUGUGGGGCUACCGCUGGCUCAUUUUCCGCAUCAUGAUCGGAGCCGGGCUGAUCAAACUCAGGGGAGAUGAGGUGAAUUAAUCCAUGUACGUGAUGAGGGAAUUGUCCCAUACAUGGGUGUCCAUGUGUGCGUGUGUGUAGUGCUGGCGAGAUCUCACUUGCAUGGGUGGGCGACGAGAGCGAGGAAGAAAUGGAUGGAGAGACACUAGCCGCCGAUGUCCGUGUGUGAAUGAUCUCUCUCUCUCUCUCCCUCUCUCUCUGCAUCAGAGUAUCACUAUGAGACCCAGCCCAACCCCAAUCCACUGUCGUGGUACUUCCACAAUAACUGGCGACCCUUUCAUUGGUUUGAGACCCUCGUCAACCACAUCAUUGAAUGCGCACUGUCCUGGAACACCCUCAUACCGCUCCGGGGCUGCAGGCUUAUUGCAGGCGGCUCACAGGUCAGCGAGGCAACUGGGGAAGAAAGAAGACCGGUGAUGUCUCAGUGCUUUGCAUGGGUGUGUACGUGCAGGUAAUUUUUCAAGUGGUUCUCAUCUUGUCAGGGAACCUGUCCUUCUUGAACUGGCUGUAGGACCAAAGACAGAUAUACAUACUUACUUUCUUACUCCCCUUUCCUCGCUUGUAGGACGAUCCUCCCAUCGAUCUUCUGCUUCGAUGACGCCGUCUUCGCGUCAGUGACACGCAAAUACACACAUGCAUACAGGGCGCGUGAUCAAUCGAGUCUCCCUUUGCAGGUGCAUCUUCCCCCCCUGGUACCGCAACCGCGUCAAGCGCCUCAUCGGGAGCAAGGAGGAGACAGAACCGCUCACGUACGACAUCGCAUAUCUUCCGAUGUACGACCGCAUCUUUCGCUUCAUCUGCAAAGCCAUACACACCCGAGUUGCCUCACCAGCACGCCCAGGACCCAUGGAGCCGUCAGCACCCUCCCCUGUCCAGCCACCGCCGGACAUUGAGCAGUCGGGAAGUGAAGACACCCACCCCCUGCUUGUCGAUGACGACCGUGAGGGCGUCCGAAGGCAGGUGGCCCCCGGGCAGCAGGGGGCAUACGUCCAGGGAGAAGGCAGGGCGGCCGAGUACCAAACAGGGGAGGAAGGCGGCAUGAGGGAAUGCCUCCGUCGGUCCAGCGCUUCUCAGCUGGCUCGUCUGGAGGCGAAGGAGCGGAGGAUCAGAGCCAAGGGUGCGGAGGAGUCGGAGAGCGACCCGCAGGAUGAGAUGUUGCGUGGGCGGGGUCGGCUGAGUUGGGCCGGGGUGUGGCUGAGUCGUGUGUGGCUGGUGCUGGUGCAGCUGGCCCUUCUGUACAUGAUUGUGCGGCUUUCCAUUCCGGUUGUCAAGAAUCUCAUUUCUCUUCACCAGGUAGGUACUUGAGACAACCAGAAAAGCCAUGGAUGAUGGGCCAGACCACGCCGUUGCCGUGCGUACGUACCUGUUUGUCCGGUCCGCAGGCUAUGAACACGAGUUUUGACAGCUUUGAGCUGCUCAACACAUACGGUACGGUAGAUGGAUGUCUGACAGACAUGCAAUCAUAUUAUUAUGCAUGGAAUGGAGAAGGGCUCUCUCUUGUUGUUUGCUGCUCAGGCGCAUUUGGGAGCGUGACCAAGGUCAGAAAGGAGGUCAUCAUCAUGGGCACAAACGACGAACAUCCCGUAAGCAGACCCUCCCUCCCCCGCCUGGCCCAACCAACGCAACGCGUGUUGCCACGUGUGCAGACGGCAUCGAGCAACUGGCAAGAGUAUGAGUUUAUCUGCAAACCAGGCAGGGUGGACAGGCGGCCCUGCACCAUCUCCCCCUACCACUACAGGCUCGACUGGCUCAUGGUACCCACAGGCACACAAUCUCACCCCAUUGUGGCAAGAAUGAUGUGUCUCCGUCUUAUGUAGUGGUUUGCGGGUUUUGGUGCCAAGGAGGGCGGGUGGCUGCCCCACGUAGCAUACAAGCUGCUGCGAGGCGAUCAGAAUGCUCUCUACCUCAUGGCCCACAAUCCUUUCAGAGAUGCACCCCCCAGACACAUACGAGCGGCACACUUCGUGUACAGGUUCACCAACAGGGCAGAAGUGGGAUUCUUCGGGCCGCUAUUCGGCCAGGGUGAGUCCAUCAGAUAGGUGACAACGAUGAAUUGCAAGCGCUUCGUGCGCUUUGGCAUGCCAUGGAUGUCUCGCUCUGUCUCUCUGCGUGCGGUGCAUGCAGGUCCGUGGUGGAAGAGGGAGUUUGAGGCGGAGUAUCCGUUGCUUGGCGGGGAGUCCAUCGUAUCACUCGACAGCCCAGCCUUGAAGGAAUACGCACGCAAGCACAAAUGGGACACAUGACAUGAGGCAAGAGAGAGACCGACCCGACAGCUAAGUUCGUGAUUCAGCAUGGGAGUCAGCACACGAGCCGCCCCAUCAUCUAGAUAUCUAGCGGUCCUGAUGCGAUGCCAUGGAUGAUGACGGUGAGUGGCCAAGUCGAGUUCAUUCCACAGACAACCAACAUACAUACAUGGAUGC